This is a messenger RNA of Aspergillus wentii DTO 134E9, 831 nucleotides long. RefSeq names its product DODA-type extradiol aromatic ring-opening family dioxygenase. Lineage: Eukaryota; Fungi; Ascomycota; Eurotiomycetes; Eurotiales; Aspergillaceae. Bases 1 to 831 code for a protein of 276 amino acids. Gene Ontology annotation, molecular function: ferrous iron binding; oxidoreductase activity, acting on single donors with incorporation of molecular oxygen; zinc ion binding. The record is from RefSeq and is a predicted model, not a curated record. The transcript has 4 exons.
AUGAGGACACCGGUGUAUUUUCUUAGUCAUGGAGGGCCGAGUGUGAUGUAUGAAAAGGAUCACCCGGCAUACAGCAAACUGGGCGAGAUCGGACGUGAAAUAACUACCAAGGUCAAGCCGCGUGCUGUGGUCGUCUUUUCUGCGCAUUGGCAGGCGGGCCGGGAUACCAUCCAGGUCAACACCGCGGAGAUUACGGAUUUGAUUUAUGACUUUUAUGGUUUCCCUAGUCACUAUUAUAAGGAAAAGUAUCCCAAUGUCGGGAGCAGGGAGAUUGCGAACAAAGUGCUUGAUUCGUUGAGUGCAGCGGGCAUCCAGGCUGAAGGCGUAAAAAGAGGAUUGGACCAUGGCGUGUGGGCAAGCUUCAAAUGCGCGUUCGAACCCGACGAAAAUCCGUUGAAUGUUCCCAUCGUACAAGCCUCCCUGUUCAAUUCUGAAGACCCCAUCCAGCACUACCGACUUGGUCAGGCUGUUUCGAAGCUCCGUGAUGAGAAUAUUCUCAUCAUUGUCUCCGGAAUGGCGGUUCACAAUCUCCGUGAUAUGCGGUUUGCCUGGGGUAACCCUAACCCGCUGCCGUACACGGCCAGUUUCGACGAGGCCCUCAAGGACGCGGUCACGACUCCACCGGCUGAGAGAGAAAAGGCCAUGGCUGAGUUGUUGAAGAGACCCGAUGCACGAGAGGCCCAUCCGUACUUUGACCAUUUGCUUCCCAUCCACAUUGGAGCUGGCGCUGCUGGUGACGAUUUCGGGAAGAGGCUGUGGACAUUGAAGGAGGGCAGCAUGAGCUGGGCGCAGUACAGAUUUGGCGAAAUAUCCAAUGGUAGUAGCCUGUAG